Hyalella azteca is the source of this 2530-nucleotide messenger RNA. RefSeq names its product homeobox protein DBX1 (gene Dbx). Lineage: Eukaryota; Metazoa; Arthropoda; Malacostraca; Amphipoda; Hyalellidae. Bases 432 to 2030 code for a protein of 532 amino acids. Gene Ontology annotation, molecular function: DNA binding; DNA-binding transcription factor activity, RNA polymerase II-specific. The transcript is spliced from 4 exons. The record is from RefSeq and is a predicted model, not a curated record. Gene Ontology annotation, biological process: regulation of transcription by RNA polymerase II.
CGAGAAACAUCAAAUUUGAAGUGCUGCAGUACAGUGCCCUCAUGAGAGCAGUUCCUUGUUGUCGGCAGUCUGCGAAGUGAUGGACAGUGUGUUGGGAAUUCAAAACUAUAGGAUAUUUAAAAUUUAUUCUGCCAGCAAAAGUUUUUGUUAAUGUAGCGACAUAAGCUCUACCGAAAAUCACAAAAUACAACCGUUUAUAUCAUAACCGAGCCUUGUUAUGGGAUUAAAAUCCUGAAGUUUUAACGCGCUCUUUCAUUUAACAUUAGGUUCGUUCAAGACUAGAAAUAAUUUAAUAUUGCACCGCUUACCUAGCAUUUGUCGCUCAAUAUUUGAAUAGACCACUAAUUACAUCUCAUCGUUUUGAUUUAAACACGUGAGACUAAUUCUUACCUUCUAUAAACUCUACUUAAUUCGUUGAGAAGAGCGUAACCAUGAUCCCUGUAUCGGCCACCGCUAGUCUCCUAAGCAACUCCUUGCGCCCUCUGAGCCACCACACGCUGCUGGGGUCGCUGCAGCCUCUGCAGCUGCCGCCGCUGCCGGGCUGCGUCACGACUCAGUCCUACCUGGUGGAGACGCUCCUCAGGGAGCGGGGUUACCACCUCGCGCGACCCGUUGCAACCAAGCCAACCGUCACCACAAGCACAGGUACUGGUGUAGCUGGAGGAGGCUUCAUGCUGUCACACGAGGAGCAGAUGGAGUUCUACAAAGAAGAAGCAGCGCGUCAUUACUUAGGUCUUCUGAGUCGCACGGUCCCCCCACCGCCCCAAGAAGGACUUAGUCCUAACAACAGAGGCUCCACACCUUCCCCCAUCCCUCGGAACACAAUUUGCACCACGUCUGACGACCCGAACAUGUGCGUGGAAGAUACAAGUCCUAGUCCUCCUCAUCACAACCCGAAUCUCAACCAACGAGCCCCACUGAAAUUCUCCGUGACUGCGAUUCUGGGCGAAGACUCGCGUAGCUCCGCAGGCACGCCGCAGCCUCAGGAAUACGAAGGAGGAGGACCAAUGAUAGGUGGGGGAGGUCUUGUGGUGACGACCUCAUGUGCCGGGGGCCUGCUAGACCGUCCCCAUCUCAGCCUAGGUCCCCCACCGCUGGCCAGACCGCGUCCCCUGCUACACUCUCCCCUGCAGCCCCUGCUGGCAUGUCGACCUCCCUACCUCAACGUUUACACGAGCAUGGGGGGUUGCAUGGCAGGGGUGCCACUACCGAGCAGCUUCCCCUGGGCCGCGAUGGGCGUGGGUGUGCGUGGCAAGCCCCGUCGCGGGAUGCUGCGCCGCGCCGUCUUCAGCGACUUCCAGAGGAAGGGGCUCGAGGACAGGUUCCAGCUACAGAAAUACAUCAGUAAACCUGAUCGCAAGAAGCUCGCUGAAAAACUCGGACUUAAAGAUUCUCAGGUCAAAAUAUGGUUUCAGAACCGCCGCAUGAAGUGGCGCAAUAGUAAAGAACGAGAGCUCCUGGCCACUGGAGGUUCACGCGAACAAACUCUACCCAACAAAAAUAAUCCCAACCCUGACCUAUCAGACGUUAGUGAGUCAUUCGUAAGUUCUGACGCACAAAGGUCGGGUGAGCAAGAGGAUGUGGAAGAUAUGGGAGACGACGAGGAUCGCAGUACUCCUGCAGGAACAAGUGAAUUCGAGAGCGACAUAGCAACAUACACCGAGGAAAGCGAAGUUGAAUGUUCAGCUCCACGGGAGCCCAUUGAAUCGCUUAUUACAGCAUCGCAACUCUCGCUAUCGCACGUCGUAAGUCGUUCCUCAGACUCCAGCUCCGGGGGCGGUAGAAGUAACGCACAAUCUUCGUCUAGUUCACCCAAGCUUUUAAUCAAAAACUUGUCCACGUUGGGAGGAGGAGAAGCAUUCGUUGGCGGCAGCAGCACCGCAGGCAAUGGACUUACGGCCUUCAGCAGCGGCUUUAGGACCGACCACGCAGGCCACGCGCUCGCUGAAGCCUCCUUCUCUGACGAUGAAGACAUUAACGUUACAGACGACAUGACGGCAUCACAUAACGAAGACUCAGAGGGAGACUGAUGGUCUUCUCAGAGCUCGCUUCUUGGUGUCUGCAAGACAAAUGUUUAAUGCAAUAAUCUAGAGACAGCCAACUAGUGUUGUCUAUAAAUAUUUUGAAAUAUCUACGUAUUUGAGAUAAGAACGACUGUCAAUCUUAAAAUACUAUUCAACUCAGUUGUUUAUAUUGUUAACAUCCAUGAAAUGAAUUUUUGGAAAAAUCGCUGAAUGACAAAAAAAUCAGGAGUGAUUUUUAUUCUCUCACAGACAUUGCUCAGAGACUUAGCUUAAAGCAAUCCUGCGAAUUAAUUUAUACAUUUUCUCGGUUCAUUUUCAUUAUUUAAAAUUCCCUGAACAUUUAUAAACUGAGAAUUACAUUGCAUGAUGAUGCGUUUUAAAAUUCUUAUUUAAUUGCCUAUGAGAAUGAACUCGACAAUUAAAAUUAAAAAUGACAAUUUACGGUUCAUUACUACUUUGUUAACGACGCGUUGAUAUUAUCAAUUUAUUGAUAAUUCGUUGAUCUU